CACAGGCCUAGUAGCAUCAGCAUUGCACCCCUUCCAUGCACAGGUACAACAACUACUCCAGAAGUUAGUAAUCAACGGAUAUAAUAUUUGGGUUAUCCUCUUGUUUAUUAAUCAAUCAAUUAUACAAGUCUAUCAGCCAUGAUCGCACAAGAUUACUAAUUGGUGGGUCAUUUGUACGGGGCUUAAGUUACCUGGUAGGUAUUUAUCUGUCAAGCGGGGUACUUAGGAGGUGACGGAGCUCAGACGAUUACAUUUCACCUUUGCCAUGCAACCUUUUAUUACACAAGUCGGCACCGAGAACUUUGAAUAUGAAUACCAAGACUUGGGUGAUAGUCGGCGCAUCUCAAGGGAUCGGCUUGGAGCUUGUCAAGCAGUUGCUAGAAGCUGGUCACCACGUGGUUGCAGCAGUGCGUAAUGUGGCUGCUGCUCCGAAACUAUUCCACUUGAUUGCUUCACAAAAAGCACAAUACAGAUGCACAGUUGUGCAAUGCGACAUAUCAAGUGAUGAAAGCAUUACUGCUUUCGUCAGUGACAUCCGGAACUAUAUAAACGAUAGCAUAAAGUUGGGCAAUGUUAUACUUAAUGCGGGAGUAUUGAAGUAUCCUAACCGGGCCACUGAAGUGUCCUUCUCUGACUUUGCUCUCCAUCUGCAUACCAACACCAUCGGGCCAAUAAUUUGCGCACAGAAGCUUCUCAGUCUUCAUCCUGAUUUUCUGCCACAGAAAAUCAUCUUUAUCUCGUCUGAUUCCGGGUCGACAACGAGCUUCCUAGACUUUGAGGAUGGCUUCGGGGCCUACGCCGCGAGCAAGUGCGCGCUUAAUCAGAUGCUACGACACAUGGCGGCAGAAUUAAAACGAUCGCCUGACCAGAAAAAGCGUGAUAUUACUGUCUUAGCACUUCAUCCCGGAGAAGUUGAAACGGAUAUGGCGGAUAUUGAACUGAGCUGGGAAGUGAAAGGGUCGAUUAGCCCUUCUGAAAGUGUGACCGGUAUGUUAAAGGUGAUAGAGGAAAAGGGGAAAGAUGAUACUGGUACUUUUUGGUGCUGGGAUGGAAGGAGUCAUCCAUGGUGAAUACUAAGGGGCAAUCCGUAAAUCGACGAGUCUGUUCGCCCAGACCAAUCGUCAGGUCUUGUAAUCGGUUUCCCCGCCCCCCCGGUCAUAGUAAUAACACUUUUGUGUAUAUUGUCAAGAGCACUAGAGCAAGGUUGGGAAGAAACAAUACUGUCAGAAAAUGUAAAUAAUCAUCUGCCCGCAAU
Messenger RNA from Xylaria bambusicola, 1255 nucleotides. Its product is annotated as NAD(P)-binding protein. Lineage: Eukaryota; Fungi; Ascomycota; Sordariomycetes; Xylariales; Xylariaceae. Gene Ontology annotation, molecular function: oxidoreductase activity, acting on the CH-OH group of donors, NAD or NADP as acceptor. The coding region runs from base 309 to 1070 and encodes 253 amino acids. The transcript is spliced from 6 exons. The record is from RefSeq and is a predicted model, not a curated record.